Molecule: messenger RNA, 2019 nt
Organism: Vitrella brassicaformis
Lineage: Eukaryota; Vitrellaceae
Source: the annotation of a GenBank genome assembly
CACCACACGCAAUCAUUGAGAGAGAGGUCUCCAUCAGCACACACGUGCAUUGGUUGCGAGUGAUCCGCCAGGCAGCCAAACACAGUCACACACCCCGAAGCAUCACAUCAAAAUCGGCCACUGCAGCAGCGAAGAGCACGCAGCCAGCCAUGAGGACGAGAAGAUCUCCAUUCACACAGACAGACAUACAGACAUAGAGGGGGAGGGAGAGACGCACGGACAAACAGCAGAGCCAUAGCCUAACUCACGCGACGCGUUCAUCAGAGGCAUAUGGUGACCCCUGCAGAUCCAGAGUGAGUGAGUGAGUGAGUGAGAGAGUGAGCGGUACGCCGACCACCAUUCGGCCUGCGCACACACAACGCAAUUAGAUGACCGAAGACAUUCAUCGGCUUGGCGCGUGGCAUUUCUGUGGCGUACCAGUGGUAGUUGGACCGCUCAAUCAGACAGCGCCACCUGUCGUGUGCACAGGGAGGGACACACUUGUGUGCUGUGUGCAUUCCCUCCCUCUUUGGUACCUGCACUGCCCUCAUCGCUGCCAUCGUCGGAACCUAGCACGACACAUCAACACACAACCACACACAACACAAGCCACGUCGUGCUGUCCAUCCGGCGCCUAUUUGUAUGUGUCCGUACCACCGUCAUCAUGAUUCUACUUGGCCGUCGAAGACGUAUGGCGCCGCUCGCUCCAGCGCCACACGGGCCAGCUGAGUGGUGACGGGGAAGCGGUCCUUGAAGGCACGCCCCUCACCACCGACAGGCGCCUCGAUCGUCCAGACCUGGACCCUCGCUGCAGACAGACAAUGACAGAAAGAAAACACUGAUGACACUUGACACCAGCAGAGCUGCCUGUCUGUCGGCCUGACCGGUGCCGUCGACCAUAUCCCUAAUCUUAAUCCACGCGACGAAGUUCUGGCUGCUGUCGGUGAGCACCAGAUCUCGCGUAGGGCCUUCCCAGGUGAGUGUGGUGGUGCAUCCGGCCACUGGUGUGUGGGGCGAGUCCGUCAGCAGGCCAUCCAGACGGCCGCCACCAACACGCCUGAACCAACCACACACACACACACACACACACAAUCACACACGCACCCCUCUCGCCACUGGUUCCAUUGGUGUGUUACCUAUUGAGAUCUAUCGAUGUGCUAUUGAUCUGCUGAGUCUCGCUGCUGAAGUGGUCGAGGAUCGUAUGCUUGGCGAAUGAUGAUGCUGACGCGUACUGGAACAGGUUGAUCGACACCCAUUGGUCGAUGUCGGGAAAGUAGGAGAUGCCGCUCCGCACUGGCGGGUCAUGCUCUAGUCGGUGCUGCUGAUACAGAUGGCGGGCGGGGAGGGGCGGGUUGACGUCCAGUCGGAAGCCGGGCUGGACCUCGAGGGCCCGCACCUCACCAUUGGCACGGCGGAAGAUCCGCAGGCAGCUGCCGUUGCCAUUGGCAUGGCGGAAGAUCCACAGGUGGCUGCCGUACACACCGAAGCGCACAUGGCGGCCGACCACCAUGAGCUGCGCCAACACACGGGAAACCGACAGAUACGCCUACACCACACACACACACAGACAGAAAGAGAGAGAGGGGAUGAUGCCUCUCUGUUCGCUCCCGCCCCUCUGUGUGUGCCUCACCGUCUUGUUGGCGUGUGUGUUGAUGUCAUCUGCCGUGAGGAUGACGGGCAGCUCACAGUUGCCGCACUGCACCCCCAGCUCAAUCACCUCGCCCAUCUCCACCCAGCUCCCCUCCUCCAUCAGCACACAGCCGCCAGCAGGUCACACACGCCGAACUGCUCAUCGUCGAACCGCAUCAGCUGCACUUGCCGCCCGUUGACCACCCGCCGCAGCCCCGCCUGUGAGCCCAGCGAGUGACGGAGCCGAUCUCUCAGCUGGGCCGCUCCAAAGAGCUUGCUGAGCCAUGUGCAGGUGGCUCUCAGCUGGAGUACGUCUGUGAGGCUGAGGAGGUAGAAGGCGCGGCGGCCGACGAAGAUGUACGAGAAGGGGUGCUGCUGCUGAUGUUGCUGUUGCUGCAUUUGCAGCAGAUG